Perca flavescens (yellow perch) is the source of this 788-nucleotide messenger RNA. It is a transcript of the gene elof1, whose product is annotated as elongation factor 1. Gene Ontology annotation, molecular function: RNA polymerase II complex binding. The transcript has 4 exons. Gene Ontology annotation, cellular component: transcription elongation factor complex. NCBI's taxonomy places the organism in Eukaryota, Metazoa, Chordata, Actinopteri, Perciformes, Percidae. The record is from RefSeq and is a predicted model, not a curated record. Bases 229 to 480 code for a protein of 83 amino acids. Gene Ontology annotation, biological process: transcription elongation by RNA polymerase II.
AUUUCGCCGACUUUCCGAGUUGUUUUUCCGACUUGAGGAUGCAUUAACUUCAGUAUUACCAGCGGGGAUCUCAUUUCUCCGAUUAUUUCUCCACCACCUGAAUGCAACAAGCCUCUGUAUCCUCCGUCCCUCUCGGCGGUACCCGGAUGAUCCAGUUGAACACACAGCAUCCUCCGCCGCAAGACAUCCCGUUGAUUAACAGCAUUAUAUAUAUAUAUAUAUAUAUAAAUGGGGCGCAGGAAGUCAAAGAGAAAGCCGCCUCCGAAGAAGAAGAUGACUGGUAACCUGGACGUCCAGUUCACCUGCCCGUUCUGUAACCACGAGAAAUCCUGCGAUGUCAAAAUGGAACGAACGCGAAACACAGGAAUCAUAUCGUGCAGCGUUUGCUUGGAGGAGUUCCAGACCCCUAUAACCUAUCUGUCCGAACCGGUGGAUGUGUACAGCGAUUGGAUCGACGCCUGUGAAGCGGCCAAUCAGUAGCCUUGUUUUUUUGUCCUGUGACUCCUCCCCUUCCCUUUAACCUCACGCACUUCACAUUUCAGCCCUGUGAUUGGUCGGCUAAAUCAGCUCCUGUUCAGCCAGCACAACGUAGCAGAAUCUCGCCAGACGAUUGGAGCUUUACAGGAUGUUUUUUUGCACGCCAGAUGUUUAAGAAGUUUAAUUUGGCGCCAGCGUGGCGCUGCCGAAAUCCUUGGCAGGGCCGGAGGGCCACUAUAGAGAGCCGAAGUCCCGCCCCCUUCUACUUCCGGCCAAUGGGACCUAUCUUUCGAAAAAAAUAUGAACGAGGG